This is a messenger RNA of Frankliniella occidentalis (western flower thrips), 3537 nucleotides long. It is a transcript of the gene Ndae1, whose product is annotated as sodium bicarbonate cotransporter 3. Gene Ontology annotation, biological process: monoatomic anion transport; bicarbonate transport; regulation of intracellular pH. NCBI's taxonomy places the organism in Eukaryota, Metazoa, Arthropoda, Insecta, Thysanoptera, Thripidae. Gene Ontology annotation, cellular component: plasma membrane. The record is from RefSeq and is a predicted model, not a curated record. Gene Ontology annotation, molecular function: solute:inorganic anion antiporter activity; monoatomic anion transmembrane transporter activity; sodium:bicarbonate symporter activity.
UACUAACGCAGUCUCUUCUCGUUCUUCCACCAGGUCCUGGACAAGACGUCGCCCCUCCUCCGUCAGCAUGGCGGCCCCCGUGGUGAACGACGAGGUCGCCAAGGACCCCGGGGCCCAACAGCCGCACCACCAGGGCUUCUCCGACGAGGACUUCGAAGGCCACCGGGCGGGCUCCGUGUUCGUCGGCGUGCACAUCCCGGGCAACCGCAGACACUCGCACCACCGCCGACACCACAAGCACCGACACGACGAGGACGACGAUGGAGCGGACCGACCCGUGCCCAUGCUGGGCCGCAGGGGCAGCCGCCUGGGCAGCAUAUGCGACGAUGGAGAGACCUUCACGCCGCCGUCGCAGCGGGUGCAGUUCAUCCUGGGGGAGGACGCCGACAACGGCGCCCACGAGCCGCACCCGCUCUUCUCCGAGAUGGGCGAGCUCUUCCACGACGGCGAUGAGGCCGAGUGGCGAGAGACCGCCAGGUGGAUCAAGUUCGAGGAGGACGUGGAGGAGGGCGGCGACCGCUGGUCCAAGCCGCACGUCGCCACCCUCUCGCUGCACUCGCUGUUCGAGCUGCGGUCGCUGCUGCUGCACGGCGCGCUGCUGCUCGACAUGGAGGCCUCGUCCCUCGAGACGGUCGCCGACAUGAUCCUGGACAACCUCGUCAACGCCGAGUCGCUGCCCGAGGACGCCAGGGAGAAGGUCCGGGACACGCUGCUCCGGCGGCACCGGCACCAGCACCAGCGGCGGCGCGAGAACUCCGCCACCAACAUGACCCGCCUGCCCAUCAUCCGCUCGCUCGCGGAGAUCGGACGGAACCACUCCACCUCCAAGAGACCCCCGGAAGCGCAAGCAGGAGAAGCUCAAGGACGACAUCGACCCCGAGCUCCUGGAGCAGAAGCUGCGCGAGGAGUCGGGUCUCUCCCGGACGGGCCGCCUGUUCGGCGGCCUCAUCAACGACCUGAAGCGCAAGAAGCCCUUCUACCUGUCGGACUUCACGGACGCGCUCUCGUCGCAGUGCGUGGCCUCGUGGAUCUUCCUGUACUUCGCCUGCCUCUCGCCCAUCAUCACCUUCGGCGGGCUGCUGAGCGAGGCCACGGGCCGCAACAUGGCCGCCAUGGAGUCGCUCGUGUCGGGCUUCGUGUGCGGCAUCGUCUACGGCCUCUUCUCCGGACAGCCGCUCACCAUCCUGGGCUCCACGGGCCCCGUACUCGUCUUUGAGAGUAUCGUCUACGAGUUCUGCGCGGAGAUGGGGUGGGACUACAUGUCCUUCCGGCUGUGGAUCGGCAUCUGGGUGGUGACGAUCCUCAUCAUCCUCGUGGCCAUCGACGCGAGCGCCUUCGUGUGCUACAUCACGCGCUUCACGGAGGAGAACUUCGCCACCCUCAUCGCCUUCAUCUUCAUCUACAAGGCCGUGGAGAACGUCUUGUCGAUCGGGAAGAGGUUCCCGCUCAACACCCACGGCGGCGUCGAGCUGGACUACGACUGCUCCUGCGUGCCGAGCAACCUCACCUCCUACACGAGCCCCAUCAACUGGUCCAACGUGUCCACGCAGAACUGUCACACGUUCAACGGCACCCUCGUGGGCACGGGCUGCUUCACGCCCAAGUACGUUCCCGACGUGUUCCUCAUGUCCGUCAUCCUGUUCCUCGGCACGUUCAUCCUCUCGGUGCAGCUCAAGGACUUUAAGAACGCCCUCUUCUUCCCCUCCAAGGUGCGCCAGUUCAUCAGCGACUUCGCUGUCAUCAUCGCCAUCAUGUCCAUGUCCUUCCUCGACUACUACGCCGGCGUUAACACACCCAAGCUCGAGGUGCCGAGCGAGUUCAAGCCGACGCUGCCGAACCGCGGCUGGGUCAUCUCGCCGUUCGCCGGCAACCCGAUGUGGUCCAUCCUCGUGGCGCCGCUGCCCGCCAUGCUGGGCACCAUCCUCAUCUUCAUGGACCAGCAGAUCACGGCCGUCAUCGUCAACCGCAAGGAGAACAAGCUGAAGAAGGGCUGCGGCUACCACCUCGACCUGUUCGUGCUCGCCAACCUCAUCCUCAUCUGCUCGCUGAUGGGGCUGCCCUGGUUCGUGGCCGCCACCGUGCUCUCCAUCAACCACGUCAACUCGCUCAAGCUCGAGUCCGAGUGCGCCGCGCCUGGCGAGAAGCCGCACUUCCUGGGAGUGAGGGAGCAGCGCGUCACGCACGUGCUCAUCUUCGUGACCAUCGGGCUGUCGGUGUUUAUCACGCCCGUGCUCUCGCACAUCCCCAUGCCCGUGCUGUUCGGCGUCUUCCUGUACAUGGGCGUGGCCUCCCUCAAGGGCCUCCAGUUCUUCGACCGCAUCCUCAUCAUGUUCAUGCCCGCCAAGUACCAGCCCGACUACAUGUUCCUGCGCCAGGUGCCCAUCCUGCGCGUGCACAUGUUCACGCUCAUCCAGCUCGCCUGCCUCAUCAUGCUGUGGCUCAUCAAGUCCUUCAGCAAGACGUCCAUCCUGUUCCCGCUCAUGCUCGUCGUGAUGAUCGCGAUCAGGAAGGCCCUGGACUUCGUGUUCAUGCGGCGGGAGCUCAAGAUCCUGGACGACAUCAUGCCGGAGACCAUCAAGCGCCGGGAGGACGACCAGCGGCAGCUGGAAACGGCUGACGACGAAAACCUCCAGAUCCCUCUGGCCAACGGCAACAUCAUGAAGAUCCCGCUCGCCUCCAUCAACAUCACCGAGGAGGUGAACAAGACGGGCAUCUGGAAGCAGGUGAACCAGGCGAACUCGCCCACCAAGGACGACCCCAAGAAGGCCAAGGCGGGCGCGGGCAAGAACAGCAGCAGCAAGUCCAAGAAGCGGGGUAACAAGAAGGACGCGCUGCUGGACGAAGAGAACAAAAGACUGUCGACGAUGGCGGAGGAGGAGGACGAGGACGAGGGCAUCACCAUUAAGGUGGGAGGCUCGCCGGCGUGCGGCCUGCCGGCCCUGGCCGUCAACAAGGCGCCCGCGGCCAAGGACCUGGUGCUGGUGACGGAGCCGGGCCCCGGGGCCGGCGGGCCCACCGCCCCGGUGUGAGCCUGUGUAGCAGGCUGCCACAACCCUCCUACCCUACCUACUACCUCUGUCGAUUACGGGCUCCGAACUGGGAGGGGCGUGAAUGGAGCCGAAACCACGGUGUAGUGAGAGCGAGUGGAACCGUCUUGCCCGCGUGGGUGAGGCCGGAUUACCGAAAGGACGCUGUCGAGAAGGGUCGGGCUACGAAGCCGGUCGGUGUUAAGUGGAUUAUCGCAAUUCGAUAAUCGAACUGAUAGUUGUCAAGAAAAUUUAGUAUAGUUAGGGAUGUGCACUUCCGAGUACACUGUUCUGAGACAUCCUAAUUUUGUCGACACAGUUGACACUUCGUCUGGGAACGUCGCCCUCAAGCACGCAGGUCUCUCGUGCAUCAAUAUAGUGGUGAAGCCACAUCAUGGCUGUAAAAUAGGGAAGUGCCAACAAUACAGUGACUGUUACUCGCUUGUAUGAUAAUUGUGAAGUUUAUUUUAAUAUCCAUUGGAAAUAAAUGUACAAAUACUGCGAACUAAAA